AUGGACAAGCUUUCCGGUCUAGCCUCCAAACUCACCGGCAAACACAAGGACGAGUCAACAGGUGGUGGCGAGUCCGGAGGCAGCGGUAGCAACAACCAGAAGGACUAUCUUGAUAACGCCGUGGAUUCUGCCGAGAGAAAGUUUGGUGGCGGCAAGAUCGACCCUGAUAAGAUGCGCGAUACCAACGAAAAGAUCACGGACACCGCACGCGAGAGGUUCGAGGGUGCUACAGGAAAGAAAGUACCAGAGAAGUUUUCCAAUUAG
Molecule: messenger RNA, 264 nt
Organism: Aspergillus melleus
Lineage: Eukaryota; Fungi; Ascomycota; Eurotiomycetes; Eurotiales; Aspergillaceae
Exons: 3
Coding region: 1-264 (87 amino acids)
Source: RefSeq, a predicted model, not a curated record